This is a messenger RNA of Penicillium mononematosum, 888 nucleotides long. RefSeq names its product SDR family NAD(P)-dependent oxidoreductase. Bases 1 to 888 code for a protein of 295 amino acids. The transcript has 2 exons. Gene Ontology annotation, molecular function: oxidoreductase activity. Lineage: Eukaryota; Fungi; Ascomycota; Eurotiomycetes; Eurotiales; Aspergillaceae. The record is from RefSeq and is a predicted model, not a curated record.
AUGUCUGCUCAAGAAAGCAACCGGAGCUUCAAGCUCGAAACCCUUUUCAACCUGAAGGACAGAGUCGCUCUUGUCACAGGAGGAGGGUCGGGCAUCGGUUUGAUGGCCACUCAAGCCCUCGCCGUCAACGGUGCUAAAGUCUACAUCACCGGUCGCACAAAGGAGAAACUGGACCGUGUCGCAGAGUUAUACUCGAAGGACAUUCCAGGCCAGAUUAUCCCGAUCGCCGCAGACGUCACCUCAAAGGAGUCCAUUAAGAAGCUAGUCAACGAGAUUUCCGCCAAGGAGUCGAAACUACAUAUCUUGAUCAACAAUGCCGGCAUUAGCUCUCCAACACAGAACACAGAUCCAGCGGACCCGAAAGCAUUGCAGGAGGAGCUGUUCAACAACCAGAGCACGACUCAAGAAUGGGAAGAAGUCAUGCGCACCAAUGUCACGCAGCUUUUCUUCACGACCACUGCUUUCCUGCCCCUGCUGAAUAAGGGAACAGAGGACGAGCACGCCUGGUCUAGUACCGUUGUCAACAUCUCGUCGAUUUCCGGCCUUGUCAAAUCUGCCCAGCAUCACUUCGCCUACAAUGCUAGUAAGGCGGCUGCUGUUCAUCUCACUAAAAUGUUGGCCCAUGAGAUUGCUUCCUCGCAACUCAAAAUUCGUGUCAACAAUAUCGCGCCCGGGGUCUUCCCGUCCGAAAUGACGGCUGAGGGUAGUGACGAGAAGCAAAAGAGCACGCUCCCCAAAGAGAAGUUCGAGGGAAAAGUCCCCGCCGGACGCCCAGGGAAGGACGAGGACAUGGGAAGUGCUGUGUUGUUUACUGUCUCGAACCAAUACCUCAAUGGACAAACUAUUGUCGUGGACGGUGGAUACCUGCUGGCAGCGGGUACACUCUAA